This is a messenger RNA of Paramecium sonneborni, 1776 nucleotides long. NCBI's taxonomy places the organism in Eukaryota, Ciliophora, Oligohymenophorea, Peniculida, Parameciidae. The record is from the annotation of a GenBank genome assembly.
AUGUUAAAUUAAUUUACUACACCUUCUAAAAUACCUUAACCUUCCCCUCUUCCUUAUAAUUAAGAAUAAUACUUAAAUGUUCUUCUUCAUGAAAGACUAAUUUAAUAAUAAUAAAACUAUGGUACUCCUCAAAUUAUUACACCUCCAUCUUAAUAAACCACUUCCACUUAAAUCAAUUCUCCCAAUUCCAAUCAACUAAAACAUUAAAAGUAUAGUGUUAUCUAACAAAUUAAUUCUCAUGAUAUGCAAAAUCAGUAUUCAUAAAUCAUGCAAUAUUACAAAGAAUUAGAUAUCAAUAUGCAAUAAUAAAAAUAAGAGAACUAUCUUAAAUAUAAUCAAAUAAUCUAAAAAAUUGAUAACAUCUAAUAAAUUAUGGUUCAGAAUAUCAAUUAAUUAAAUCUUAAUCAAUAUAAUGAAUAUUAAUAAUUGAUACAGCAAUUGUAAUAAUAAAGAUUAGAUAAUUAAAAACGAUACGAAGAAUUAUUCUAAAAUCUUGAAUCUCAUUAAGUUUAAAAUAAUUAUGACAAUUAAUUUUAAUCAAGAGAAUUACUAUAACAUCAAAUUAUCAAACAAUAAAAUUAACCAAUUACUAAUAAUAUAAAUUAAGUUACAUCAUAAUAACAUACUUAUUAAACCUAUGCAUCCAAACCCAUAAGUUUUGAACAAAAACUUUUUCCUUAAAAACAAUAACAUCAUUCAUAAGAUUAAAUCAAUUAUACUUAAAUUCAUAGUAGAUCUAAUAAGUAAUCCUCUCCAUAAAUUUAAAUAUCUAUAAAUAAUUUAUCUCAAGAUAAUAAUACUUUUGCUAUUAAUUAGCUCACUCCAUUUUUUUAAUAUUCUCCAUUAAAACAAAACCAUUCUCAAAAUGAAAAAUAAUUAAAUCAUUCUCCUUCUAAUAAAUAAUUAAUUCAUAAUUAAGUUUAAAAUAACAUUAUUAAAGAGAUUAAAUCAACUAGAGAAUAAAUAUCUCCUUCUGUUUAUGGAAAUAGUCCUAAAAAUAUUAUUAGAGAUAAUUCUAAUUAACAUUAAAAGAAAUAAAUAUUUGAAAAACCUGUUUUCAAAUAAAUUAAUAAAAAACCAUUUUUUCUUCAAAAUCCUCAAAUUAAAAAUUUUGAUCAUCAAAUACCGUAAUAAUAAAAUUACAUCUAGUAAUAGUAAUAAUAAUACUAUCAAGUCUAAUAAUCAUCUGAUGAAAGCAUAAUAAUUGAUGAAUAAAAAAAUUCUUUAUUACAAUAAUUAAAAACAGAAUAUGAAACUAAUAGUUCAACAUCGAAUACUUCUUAUUAAUUAAUAGCUCAAUAAUUACAAUUAAUUUAUUGUGUGUAUUGUGAUCAGUAUAUCUCACACUUGUUAUCUGAUUAACAUCUAUAAGUUUGCAAUUCUUAAAGACCUCAAAGAAGAUAAAACGAAAGUUAUCUAGAUAAAUAUAUAAUUUAUAGAGGAAAUGAUCUCUUAAUCGAAACCUUAGAAGCUAAAAACAAAAGUAUUUGUUAAGAAAUUUUGAACAUCAAAUUAAUGAUGUAAUUAGCUCAAUUGUAAAAGUUUGCGAUAUAAGAGUAAAUUUAAUUAAAGGAAUUUUGCUAAAUAGCAAUUUUAAUAUUAGAUAGAUUGUUGUAAAAUCCUAAUUCCUCUUAAGUAAUUUAAUAUUAUCAAUAAAUUUAAUAAAUAUUUAAAGUAAUUUAUGUGGCACCUUAAAUAUUUUUUAAGCAAUAGGCUAAAUUAUUGCAAAAAUGCCUUGAUCGAAUAAAAGAAUUAUAUUAGUUAUUUAAAAAAUGA